AUGCUUGCAGCCCGCAGCAGUGGAGGAGGGGUGGGAGGUCACAACGGUCCCCCAGGACACAGAAAACACUCUGUAGCGUCGCUGAGCGGGAGCAAAGGCCACUGUAACGCUCAGGAUGGCAGUAAGGAUAGACGCAGUUCCACCCCAGGCCAGCAGGCUGCAGCACCACACAGAAGCAAGGCAGCACUGAUUAGAGAGAUGGAGACCCACUGGUAUCUGAAGAUGUGUGGACUUGCAAGGGGGGAUUCUGUGGCUCAAAAGACAGGCAUGCUGUACAGGAAUAUAGGUUCAAAGGGGUGUCGAAUUGUCUGUGUAGGGCUUGGUACCUGGGUAACGUUUGGUGGUCAGAUUACAGACGAGGUGGCUGAGCAACUGAUGACCAUGGCGUAUGAGAGUGGAGUCAACCUGUUUGACACAGCGGAGGUGUACGCUGCUGGAAAAGCUGAAGUCAUAUUGGGUAACAUCAUCAAGAAGAAGUGCUGGAGACGAUCAAGUCUGGUCAUCACUACCAAGCUGUACUGGGGAGGAAAAGCAGAGACUGAGAGAGGUCUUUCAAGGAAACACAUUAUUGAAGGUCUGAAGGGCUCCCUCCAGAGGUUGCAGCUGGAAUACGUAGACGUGGUCUUCGCAAACCGCCCCGACACCAACACGCCCAUGGAGGAGAUUGUGAGAGCCAUGACUUAUGUGAUCAACCAGGGGAUGUCCAUGUACUGGGGGACUUCUCGAUGGACAGCCAUGGAGAUCAUGGAGGCGUACUCUGUGGCCAGACAGUUUAACCUGAUCCCUCCGGUGUGUGAGCAGGCUGAGUACCAUCUCUUCCAGAGGGAGAAGGUGGAGGUCCAGCUUCCAGAACUCUACCACAAGAUAGGUGUCGGGGCGAUGACGUGGUCUCCGCUGGCCUGUGGCAUCAUCACGGGGAAGUACCAGAACGGCAUCCCAGAAACCUCCAGGGCAUCCAUGAAGUCGUAUCAGUGGUUAAAGGAGAAGAUAGUGAGUGAGGAUGGGAGGAAACAGCAGGCGAAGCUGAAGGAGCUGGGACACAUCGCUGAGAAGCUGGGCUGUACUCUCCCACAGCUGGCCGUGGCCUGGUGUUUGAGGAACGAAGGGGUGAGCUCAGUCCUCCUGGGAUCCUCCAGUCCAGAGCAGCUAACAGAGAACCUGGGUUCCAUACAGUUCCUUCCAAAAAUGACGUCUCACGUGGUGUCGGACAUCGAUCACAUACUGGGGAACAAGCCGUACAGUAAGAAGGAGUAUCGCUCCUAGACACCCAGGAGGAAGCAGAACCACUACUGUACAACCACUGUGGAUCCAGUUCCACCAACCAUCUGGGCUCAGCCUCCAUGGGGUUUCAGCUCAGUCUAAUCCCAGCCUAGUUCAGGCCUGCUCUGCUCAGCCCCAGCUUUCUUAGCCCAGUGUAACCAAGCUUAGUUCAGCCUAACCAAGCUCACCCUCUGCCUAGACCAGCUUUCAGCCCAGCUUUCAGCUCAGCUUACUCUUAUCAGUAGAUUCUCUGACUCCUGAGUUUAUUAACCAUGUAGAUGCAUGCUUCCCCCCUCUGGUGUGCCUGGACUUUCUCUUCAUAAGCACAUUAAACAAAACAACACAGAAGGGGGUUAAUACUUAGAAUAUACCGUAAGCUUCUUCAACAAUUCAUUUUGAAAACUCCUCUCUCCAGCCAGUCUACUGUAUUUGACACUUGUUUGACCUUUGCAAAGCAGAGCACCCUGGGACAUUAAGUUUCAGUGACAGGGGUUUGUUGUCUGCGAGGGGUAGACUGUGCAUAUUGCCCCCCUCUGGUCGUAUAAGGUACUGCUAUGGAAUAUCUUUAAUAGAUUCUCUGCGAGAGAAAAUCUCAAUUGCAUUUCCUUGGGAGAAUCUCAAUCGCACACUCCUUGCGUCCUCUCUCCACGCCUCUUUCGCAAAACCCGUUGGUGGAGAAGAUCAGAGGGGAGGGACCUCUGGGUUUCUCAUCCAAUUGGUUUUGAGGAGGAGGCGAGGAUGCGAGGAGUCAAGGAAAGGCAACAGAGACUGGUCUCACAGGUGGUCUCCUGUGCUGGGUACUGUCUGUUUGCAGCCAUAGAGGAUACUCUGAAUUGAACCUGCAUCGUUGAUUGCUGAUGUGAAUCACGGAUAGCACAAGCAACUCUGUGACACGACCUCCCACCCGACCAAUGUUACCCGCUGGCUUGUUUCAGUGAUAAUGCGAAAGUUAGGUGAAGUAUUUAGAGAAAUUAUAAAGGUAUAUAUUUAUUCUAUAAUAGUAUGUGAAAAUACAUUUCUUCUGCGUGUUUUAAAUGUUUUGUCUUUCAAGGGUGUCUCUAUUUUAAACUUCACGGGGAAAACCUUGUAACAUAAAGAGAACCAACCUCAAGCCCCCUUUUCAUGCAGAUUAAAAUGAAGCAUUCUCCAAAUAAUCUGUAAGUAUUGUGUAAAUAGUGUUCCACUGUUUCUCCUCUGUCAGCAGAACCAUGCAUUCAUGGUCGUUUGGGCCUGAUACCAGUCCUCCUCCGCUCCUGGGUUUUACCCAUUUAGCUUAGGCUACUUUUCUUUAAAAUAGACACAAGGUGGAUUUAACAUUUUAUAAAUAACUCAUUAUGGGAGGAAUGAACAAUGACUUGCUUCGAUGGCUUGCUUGGCAGAUGGCUAAGUCCUACCACGGGAGCUGGUUAAGUCCUACCACGGGAGCUGGUUAAGUCCUACCACGGGAGCUGGUUAAGUCCUACCACAGGAGCUGGUUAAGUCCUACCACGGGAGCUGGUUAAGUCCUACCACGGGAGCUGGUUAAGUCCUACCACAGGAGCUGGCUGGCAUCUCGCUGGGGCAGCAAGUAUCCUAGUGGUUAGAGUAUCGGGCCAGUAACUGAAAGGAUGCUGGUUCAAAUACCCAAGCUGUCAAGGUGAAACAUCUGUCGAUGUGCUCUUGAGCAAGGCACUUAACCUUAAUUUGCUGGGGGGGGGGGGC
Messenger RNA from Oncorhynchus masou masou (cherry salmon), 2961 nucleotides. RefSeq names its product voltage-gated potassium channel subunit beta-2-like. Gene Ontology annotation, biological process: potassium ion transport; transmembrane transport; negative regulation of delayed rectifier potassium channel activity. Lineage: Eukaryota; Metazoa; Chordata; Actinopteri; Salmoniformes; Salmonidae. The record is from RefSeq and is a predicted model, not a curated record. The transcript is spliced from 16 exons. The coding region runs from base 1 to 1263 and encodes 420 amino acids. Gene Ontology annotation, cellular component: membrane; cytoplasm; voltage-gated potassium channel complex. Gene Ontology annotation, molecular function: potassium channel regulator activity; voltage-gated potassium channel activity; transmembrane transporter binding.